GAUUGUACUCCCUUGAACUCUCGCUUAUCCAGGUUUCACUGUAUUACGGUGAUCGAUUAAAGACCUAGUGGAUAAUGAGCUCAAGUUCAAUUAAGUAAAACACAACUUACAAACUCCACUAGAAAUUGAUUACUAAAUGACAGUUUUCUAUCGUAAUUUUAAUACUUUCUCACAUAGCAGAAAAGGGGAUCAGACAUUAAAAAAAAUCUUAUCAUUGCGACCAAGAAUUUUAACUGCGCAUAGCUUGUAUAAAAUUAUUUUUAAAGCUAAAUGAAUGUUUUACGAUCAAAACAAUUUUCAAUUAAAUUUUCAAUUUUGUACUAAACCAUAAUGAAGUUUUAUUCAAUCUGUGUAACUCAAUUUGGUCAGAACUGAAAGAAAAGUUUUAUUGGAAACCGCCUUUACAUCAAUCGUUAAUCUAAACAAUUUGAAGAUAUCUGAUUAUUUUAGCAAGGGGGAGCCAUAAUCUGUUCUAAGCAUUGUUGACAUUCCAAUCCGAAUCCUUUUGUGGCACAAUCGUCUCUUCUAUCUUCAAUGGUCGAUCCUUUUUCCUCUUCAGCUGUAACGUAAAUCCUAUUACUUUUAUGUCUCCCAAUACGACCUUUAGCAGUUAAAUCGAAGUUUUCCAAGGCCAUGAUCAACGUUUGUAGGCUUUCACUACCCUUAGUAACAGUGAUUUUAUAGACUAUUGUCUUACGUAAUGGUUGCACGUUUUUUGUAUUCAAACUAUUUUUAAAAGGGAAAUAAAUAAAUAUGAAACAGCAGGACAGUCUCAAACACAUCUACUAAAAUUAUAGGUAACAUUAAAAAACAAAAGUUUAUUUGAAACAUCAGUGAGGGUUAAAUUUUAUAGAAACCUAAUAUAAACCAUUGUUUAUAUUAAGCUUACAUCAAGAUACAAGUAGAAGUUCAAAAACAAACAAAAAAAUGAUUUUGAAAACGAAGCCACAAUAGCGUUUGGAAAACCUCACAUUUUACUGAACAAGACGAUUCAAUAAUAUAACCAUGAACCCCAAAAGGUAAUCGUCGAAAUAGCAAUGGGGUCAUCCAGUGGUAUGGCGACAGCACAAUCGUAUCAACCCAUUUACUGGGCCCCGAAACCAAACUAUUUAUAGUCUUGACAACUUCAUUCGUUGAAUAAAAUCUGCACUUCCGACUUACCGCUGUAUUCUUCUGACGUACUUUCGACCAUAGGCUUGGAUACCGAAGAACCAAAUCAUUGGAUUUCGUCAAGAAAUAUCGCUAGUGCUGUGCUUCGUAUUAAAUUUGACACAUUUAACUUGGAAAUAUUUGAAAAUGCUUCGAAGGAUAAAAUUAAACGUAUAAUAACAAUUAGCACUCACAUGCCAGCGUGCUAUUUCUAUGGAAGGAUAAAAUAACUUUGCAUAAACAAAUCCGUGAAGAGAUACAGUAAGAAUGUUUUUUUACAUUGCUUCUCAUUGUGUGAAUGACGUAACUUCCUAGUAUGAUUGCUGUACUAAUAUAGACUUUAUUAACAUUACUGAGUGAUAACCCAUUUGACACUUCAGAUCAUGGUGUUAAUGGAGUGGCUAUAUAAAUUUAAGGUCAGUACAUCAAAAAACGUCUAUUCGUUAUCAAUAUUCAGUAAGGAUGUACGCGAAAAUCGUUGUGAUUUCUGUGGCUUUCCUACAAUUAGCUUCCAUUGCGGAAUCUAAUGAUAUAAGAUUAGGAAUAGAUACACCGCGUUCAAGAAAAAUAUACAGUGAAAUCAAAGAAGCAGAUCCGGCAUUGUGGAAAAGAACAGACGAUAUAAUAAUAAAUGCUCCUAACAAUGAGCUGAUAACUGCUGUUUACAUUACAGACUUGAGGGAAUAUAAAGACGGUGAGGCAUUUAUCGAAAGUGGUGGUGUCGGACAAAAAAGUGUCACUAUUGGCUUGAAGAGUCCAACUAUAUUAAGAGGAUACAAGUUCGAAAUUGAAGUGUACGCCAGUGACCCUAACGCUGGAUAUUUUAGUAAAGGCUAUGCGCCUUACCUUCAGGAAACUCAGUAUGCAAGAAAGUUUUAAUAGAUUACUGUUUGUAAUUUCUCAUUCCGUUAUUAGGGCAACCCGUCAUAUCUCUUUAAAACAUUAGUCCUUAAUUUAAUAUUGUGCUUGGUUCUCUUGUAUGUCACCGUGGAUAAUGUUCUUUAAAUUAAC
This is a messenger RNA of Bombyx mandarina (wild silkworm), 2160 nucleotides long. RefSeq lists its product as uncharacterized. Lineage: Eukaryota; Metazoa; Arthropoda; Insecta; Lepidoptera; Bombycidae. The record is from RefSeq and is a predicted model, not a curated record.